This is a messenger RNA of Dentiscutata heterogama, 1002 nucleotides long. The record is from the annotation of a GenBank genome assembly. Lineage: Eukaryota; Fungi; Glomeromycota; Glomeromycetes; Diversisporales; Gigasporaceae.
UAUCUUAGUUUCAUACAAAUUAUGCAAUGCAAAGAAGGCAAGCCACCACAUUCUCUUAGUGAAUAUUUUUAUAUUAUUCCUAACGAAUGGGCAAAUAAAAGUAACCGAAAAUGUAUUUGUCGAGCUUGUAUGGAUGCGGUAGGAAAAGAAUUUGCUCUAAAAGAUGAUAAUUUGAAAAUUACAAAUACCAAACGUUAUUGUGCCAACCAUCUUAGAGACUGCCCUUAUUUUGCCACCAAGUAUUUACCUGAACAAAUACAACUCAUUCUCAAUUCUGCUACACUUUCACCACCAAACAAACAGGUAAUGAUAUCUUAUACAGAUGAAGAAGAUGAAGAUGAAAAUGAUUCAACUUCUGGAAUAACAUCUAAUUCAUUAGCUUCUAGUAAUACUUUAAAAAAACAAACCACAUUAUCCAAAUAUGUUGGUCGUUCACUUACUGCUUCAGAAAUUCCUAAAUUUGAAUGUCUUACUCUUGUUACCAAAGAUGAUGUAGCCUCAGACAAUGAUUUAAAGCUUCUAACUGAAAUUAAAAUUGCUAUUAACCGUGAUCCUUUUUGGGAUUCUCUUACAAUAUUACAUAAAUUACUUUGUCCUUUUUGUGAAGCUCUUGAUCUUACGCAACGUGACAAUACUUGCCUUCAUAAUGUUUUACAUACCUUCGGUUUUUUUAUACAAAUAUUUAAAGAACUUGAAGAAUCUCAAUUUCAAACAAGAAUGGUUAAAAGACUUGAAAAAAGUCAAUCGGAUUACUCUUCCUCUGCUGCUCCAGUUUCUGCUAGUUCUUCGCUAUCUAAUCAAGAUCUAGAAUUUGAAGAGACUAAUACAGAUGAUAUAAAUGAAGAAAUUACUUCAGAAAUUGAUUGGAAUGUCGCUAUUAAUAAGUGGGAAGAAUUAUUAAUUGAUGAAGAGUUUGAAGAAGAACAAGAUGAUCUUGAUAUUGCCAAUAUUAAUUUUCUUGAUUCAGAAACGCAUCUUGCUGAAAAUCAAGCUGCAAAAUAG